AUGUAAUAAACUAAUGUACAUCCAUAAGUGCUGCUGAGCAUUUCUUCAUAAAUCUUAACUAACAAAGUCAAUUUCCCUGGCAAGAACAUCCAUGCUGGUAUAUUGCUGGGCUUUUUCAAUGCAAAAAUAAAUAAGACAGAUAUUUUGGAUUCAUUUGAGAUUAGCUAUUCAGGCAAAGGGGAAUUGAAACCGGGGGAGAUUGAUUUUUUAAAGGAAAGAUAAUAAUUAAGAUUGAAAGGUGAUAAAUGGAAUCUCUUUAAAAAUUUGGACAUUGUAGGCUGGUAUAUUACAGAUAGCAAUCCACAUGAGUAUCUGAAAGUUCAUAAGUAAUUGCAAACCUUGAGUGAAGCUGAAAGUACAGAAAAUUAAACAUCAUUCUUUAAAUAUUUAUUGUGCUUUGAUCCAUAUAGUACUUAAGCAAAUUUAUAUGAAAUGGAGGAAAAUAAAAUGUAGGUAUCAUAAAGUAAGGUUGAACCCCAAUCAGAAGAGAUGAUUGGUAUCACAUCCUUAUUUUCAUAAUAAUCCUCUUAAUCAAAAAAAAAAUAUGACUUAAGAGUUAAUUCAUAACUCUAAAUGAUUAGUUUUUUAGAAACUAUGUUACAAAAAUUAUUAUAACAAUUAGAUCAUCCAUAAAUUGCAAAUGAUCCCUUGGCUUUAUUAAAGAUUAAUGAAGUCUUGAUUUCAUUUCCUUAGAUCAAUCAAUAAAAUAUUGAAUAAGACUAUUUUAAGCUAUUAAUAAUCAGCUAUUAUUGUGCAAUUUUAAAGUUGGAUGUAACAAGAAAUAAACAGGAUUGA
Molecule: messenger RNA, 795 nt
Organism: Paramecium tetraurelia
Lineage: Eukaryota; Ciliophora; Oligohymenophorea; Peniculida; Parameciidae
Exons: 3
Cellular component (GO): COP9 signalosome
Molecular function (GO): metallopeptidase activity; protein binding
Source: RefSeq, a predicted model, not a curated record